CCGAACCCGACGUACUCAUCAACUUCUUUUUUUUUUACUGCCCCCGACCCCUCCCCCAAUUUGAAACCGUUCUCCUAUACGUCCAAUACUCCUUUGGUAAAUUUUGCCAAGCUAGAAACAACUUAUUUUGUUUUCUUCUUUCCUCACUUUUCCCUCUCUCAACUCCAAUCUAUCCUCACAUACUUCCCACACCUCUAUCUCUUAAUCUGGGGUUGACUUCCCUUACUCUUAACACUCUCAUUACCCCCCCAUUAUACUACUCAGUCAAUUAGUUCUCACACCCCUCUUGAUCCUCUCCUCGAUAUCUCUCUCUAGACCUCUACCCCUCCAAUAUGUCCGCCAAGUCGAUUCUCGAAGCUGAUGGCAAGGCCAUCCUUAACUACCACCUCACUCGUGCUCCCGUCAUCAAGCCGACUCCUCUUCCUCCCUCUUCCACCCACAACCCUCCCCCUCGUCUCGCCUCUCUCUACUUCCCUGAAGACCGUGCCGUCAAGGAUGUCCUCGACCAGGCCGAAGUGACCUACCCGUGGUUGUUGGCCUCCGGUGCUAAGUUCGUUGCUAAGCCCGAUCAAUUGAUCAAGAGACGUGGCAAGAGCGGUUUGCUGGCUCUGAACAAGACCUGGGCUGAAGCCAGGGAAUGGAUUGAGGCUCGCGCCACCAAGGACGUCCAGGUUGAGACCGUCACUGGCGUUCUCCGUCAGUUCCUGGUUGAGCCUUUCGUUCCUCACCCUCAGGAAACUGAGUACUACAUCAACAUCCACUCCGUGCGUGAGGGUGACUGGAUCCUCUUCACCCACGAGGGUGGUGUCGAUGUUGGUGAUGUUGACGCCAAGGCCGAGAAACUGCUUAUUCCCGUCAAUCUGAAGAACUAUCCCUCAAACGAGGAGAUUGCCGCUACUCUCCUGAAGAAGGUGCCCAGCGGUGUUCACAACGUGCUUGUGGACUUCAUCUCCCGCCUCUACGCCGUCUAUGUCGACUGCCAGUUCACCUACCUUGAGAUCAACCCUCUCGUGGUCAUCCCCAACGCUGAUGCCACUUCCGCUGACGUUCACUUCCUGGAUCUGGCUGCCAAGCUGGACCAGACCGCUGAGUUUGAGUGCGGUACCAAGUGGGCUAUUGCUCGCAGCCCUACUAACCUGGGUCUGGCCGUCGCUCCCCAGGAGGGCAAGGUCAACAUUGACGCUGGUCCCCCCAUGGAGUUCCCUGCUCCUUUCGGUCGUGAGCUGAGCAAGGAGGAGAAGUUCAUCUCUGAGUUGGAUGCCAAGACCGGUGCCUCCCUCAAGCUCACUGUCCUCAACCCCAAGGGCCGUAUCUGGACCCUCGUUGCUGGUGGUGGUGCCUCCGUCGUGUAUGCCGAUGCCAUUGCCUCAGCUGGCUUCGUCAGUGAGCUCGCCAACUACGGUGAGUACUCCGGUGCUCCCACCGAGACUCAGACCUACAAUUACGCUCAUACCGUCCUCGACCUGAUGCUGCGUGCCCCUACCCACCCUGACGGCAAGGUUCUCUUCAUCGGUGGUGGUAUUGCCAACUUCACCAAUGUCGCCUCGACCUUCAAGGGCGUCAUCCGUGCCCUGCGUGAGGUUGCCCCUGUCCUGAACGACCACAAGGUCCAAAUCUGGGUCCGUCGUGCUGGUCCUAACUACCAGGAGGGUCUCCGGAACAUCAAGUCCGUCGGUAACGAGCUGGGCCUUGACAUGCACGUCUACGGUCCCGAGAUGCACGUCAGUGGUAUCGUCCCUCUUGCUCUUCUGGGCAAGAAGACUGAUAUCAAGGAGUUCGCGGCUUAAAGAAUUUUUCCCCUUUCAUAUUUUCCUUUGAUUCUACUUAAUUUAAUCUUACGUGUGCAUUUCGUUUCUGAACGCAUGGCAUGAUAUGGUUUCAUUUCAUUUAUAUCUUUUUUUUUCCUCCUAUGGGCAAAGAGCGAGCAGUUGGACAAAACCUAGAUCCGGUGAUCGGGUCCAGGAGACGGAAUAUCCAGUGUAUGAAGUUGAAGUUUAGACUUGGUCUUGCAGGACAUGAGAUACAUGAUUCUGCGAUGUUAGACGUUAAUAAGACACGAUUAUCGACGUUACAAAAAUCCCUCACAGUAAAUACCCUACAUAAAGCCAGUAUGGAAAUAGAACUAGC
Molecule: messenger RNA, 2127 nt
Organism: Aspergillus alliaceus
Lineage: Eukaryota; Fungi; Ascomycota; Eurotiomycetes; Eurotiales; Aspergillaceae
Gene: aclA
Product: putative ATP citrate lyase subunit (Acl)
Exons: 2
Coding region: 333-1787 (484 amino acids)
Biological process (GO): tricarboxylic acid cycle; succinyl-CoA metabolic process
Cellular component (GO): succinate-CoA ligase complex
Molecular function (GO): succinate-CoA ligase (ADP-forming) activity
Source: RefSeq, a predicted model, not a curated record